AUGAACUCGCAGCAACUCGUAUCGCCGCAAGAAGCGGCCGCUCAAGCUCAGGCCCGAAGGAUGCAACCAUCUGACGCACUCGGCCACCACAAUCAUCAUCAUCACGGUCACGCAGGCUCCGACGACGUUUCAGGAGGUCAAUACUUUAACCCAGCAGCUAUGCACUCGCGCAACAUCGGUAUGGAUAGCGGUAACCAACAGUCUCACUACGGCGGCAUGCAGCUGCCACCGCUCGGUGCCGGCCAGAGCAACGGCGGUCACGGAAGCAUGGGCCACCACGCGUACGGCUACGGCCAGUCGCACGCCAUCCCUUCCCAGCUGUCGUAUCCUCAGCACUCGCCCAACCCGUCGCACGCUCACAUCCCAGGUGGGCAGAACACUGGGCCCAUGUCCAUGUACGGCUACGGCGUCCACCACUCGUCGCCGCAGCAGCACUACUCGCACGUCCCCGGUCAGGCUGCUCAUGGCGGCAUGGGCGGCAUGGUCGGCGGCGCAGGCUCCAACCCCAUGAUGGGCGCACCUGGCGGAGGCUCCUCCGGUGGCGACUUUGGCAACCACGGUUUCGGUCAGCAGUCGCACUAUCACCAGUACUUCCAGCCCCAGAGUCUUCAGAGCAUCUCGCCCAGCCAAGCUGGAGCUCCCCCUUCGGCCAAUGCCACCGCUGCCCCUGCUGCCACCAACGCUGGUGCCCAGCCUACUACAAAAGGUGGCAAACCUGCCAAAGCUCCCAAGGCCCCCAAGGCGCCCAAAGUCGACAAGAAGGCGGCCGCCGCCGCGGCUGCUGCCCCCGCCAAGGCUGCCCCCGCUCCCAAAGGUAAGGCUGGCAAAAAGGGUGCCAGCGCCGACGCGCCCAAGGCCAAGUCCAAGGCUCAUCCUUACGCCCCGCCCGAGCCUACUGUCGCCGAGGCCAAGCCAACCAAGAAGCAGAAAAAGAGCGAGGAUCCACCCAAGCCCUCUACGCUAAAGUCACGUCUCAAGCCGCCCAAGCAGGCUCCCUCAGCAUGGCAGAUCUUCUUCACCGAGGAGCUGCAAAAGAUCAAGGCUCAAAGCCCUGACGAGCGCCUCAAUGUCGCCCACGUUGCCAAGGACGCCGGUCAACGCUAUGCUGCUCUUCCCGAGUCCAAGAAGCAGGAGUUCCACAGGCGCAGUCUCGAAGCCAAGGAGCAGUGGGAACAGGAGAUGGCUGAAUGGAAGUCCAAGCUCACGCCCGAGGACAUUCGCCAGGAGAAUCUCUACCGAUCGGCCCAGAGGAAAGCCGGCAAGUCGAGGAAGGGUAACCUCAAGGACCCUAAUGCUCCCAAGAAACCCCUCUCGGCCUACUUCUUGUUCCUUCGUGCUAUCCGCGCCGAUCCCAACAUGACCCAAGCCGUCUUCGAGGGUGAGCAGGAGACCACCAAGCAGAGUGUACUGGCUGCCGCCAAAUGGCGCAGUCUCAGCGAGACCGAGAAGCAGCCCUACCUCGACCGCGCCGAGGCUGACAAGGCUCGCUACGAGCGUCUCCGUCGCGAGUACGAGAGCAGCAAUGGUCUGGAAUCUUGA
This is a messenger RNA of Sporisorium graminicola, 1539 nucleotides long. RefSeq lists its product as uncharacterized. The coding region runs from base 1 to 1539 and encodes 512 amino acids. The transcript is spliced from 2 exons. NCBI's taxonomy places the organism in Eukaryota, Fungi, Basidiomycota, Ustilaginomycetes, Ustilaginales, Ustilaginaceae. The record is from RefSeq and is a predicted model, not a curated record.